CCUCUCCCAUUUCUCAGACACACAUGACACCCUCUCUCUCUCACUAAAAAAAAAAAAAAUACAAAUAUUAAAAAAAAAAUUAUAAAUAGAAAAAAAAGUUUUAAGUGUUUUUUUUAAAACAUUUUUGGUUUUUGGUUCUCAAAAAGUCGCAGAGUAAAGGUUUUCUGGGUUUUAUCAUGAGCACUCGGAUGGCCAAGGGGACUCAUGUAAGAGGGUAUCGUCGGAGGAAGGCAGGACUGGAUUUAGACCUCAACAGUGCACCACCUAGUGAGAAUCGGGACCAGGAGGGGACUUCGACUCAAGUGGGGCAUAAUGAAACUCAAGCUGGUCAAGUGGGUCAGUCUGUACCACCUGCUACUAUUGAUGUGGAAGCCUUUGAUGAUGAUGUUAUUGAAUCCUCCCCCACGGCUUUUGCUCAAGCCAAAAACAAUUCCAGAAGGAACCAUUUGAGGACUGUUGUGGAUGUAGAAUUAGAAGAAAGGACUAGGGUUACCCAGAAUAAUCGCAAGCGUAGAAGAGCUCCACCGGACCCAGCAAUUGUCAAUAGUGAUGAUUUUAUUAAUUUGGAAAGCAGUGGCAGCUCUACGAGAGAGAGGGUGCUAAAGCCGCCUCCACCACCACCAAAGGAGCCUACUUUUAGCUGUCCAAUUUGCAUGGGCGCAUUAGUUGAGGAAAUGUCGACAAGGUGUGGUCACAUAUUCUGCAAGACAUGUAUUAAGACUGCAAUAAGUGCGCAGAGUAAAUGCCCCACCUGUAGGAAACAUAUCACUGUGAAAGAACUCAUUAGAGUCUUUCUACCUUCAACCAGUUUGAGUUGAGGCUGAGGCUUUAGAUUAUGGUUUAUACAAAAUGCUUGGAGGGAAAGGGAAAUGCAACAAUUGUUUUGGCAUGUUAGUAGACAAUCUUUCAUACUUCUGGAAUUGUCUAAAAAUAUUGUGUAGUUCAAGCUAAUUUUACUAAUGACAAUGGUGGGGUUCGGUCAAGAACAGUGUGGGUACUCUUGUUGGAUAAACCCCUUAAUGUAUGCUUAUAUAUCUUUAUUGAUGUCGUUAGAUGUUUAAAAUCUGGUACUGUAUAAGCCGUCUUGUUUAGGUAUUAAUUGGAAUUAGUGUUUGGAA
This is a messenger RNA of Quercus robur (English oak), 1118 nucleotides long. RefSeq lists its product as uncharacterized. The transcript is spliced from 6 exons. The record is from RefSeq and is a predicted model, not a curated record. The coding region runs from base 177 to 818 and encodes 213 amino acids. Lineage: Eukaryota; Viridiplantae; Streptophyta; Magnoliopsida; Fagales; Fagaceae.